Molecule: messenger RNA, 3222 nt
Organism: Effrenium voratum
Lineage: Eukaryota; Dinophyceae; Suessiales; Symbiodiniaceae
Source: the annotation of a GenBank genome assembly
AUGCGAAGGCUUCGCCAUGUCGGCGCAGCGGGCCUGGGAGAGAAGGUCUUGCAAUGCCCCCUGGCGAAGCAGAUCGAGCAGCCCUUGCCGGACCUCACCCCGUACUUGCAAAAGUCCUCCUUAUGCGAGUGGGCCAGGCGGAGCAUCGCGGAGCACCCGCUGCAGAUGAGCCGCAGAUGGCCGACGCCCUCGCUUCCCAAGCUGCCCUGGGACGAGCGGAUCGCGGAGGGACGGAGCUCCAAUUCGAGCUCCCUGCUUCGGCGCCUGGAGGACGACGAGUCAAAGAGCCCGGACGACGGCAACUGGGGCACUUGGUACGUGGCGGCGGCCUUUGUGCAACCCAACAAGGUGAUGGCAGGCAGUGUGCCAAAGCUUGGUCAGCUGGAACUCCUCGGCGGCGAGGAGCUGGGGCAGGUGUCUCACAUGGCCAUGACCCACUCAGAUGGUGGAACCGCCGAGAUGUUCCUGGCAUCCAUGACGAAUGCCCAGUCCGAGACCGUGAUCCGGUACAAGUACGCCCUGCUCGAAGGGAAGAUCACCCUGUCUUCGGCUGCAGUUGUGUGGCCUGCCGAAGAUGCGAAGAGGCGCGUGGCGCGCCUCGCGGCCGGCGGAGGCGGCGCCGCCGGCGCCGCACUGUACGUGGCGGACGACGAGGGCCACGUCUCGGUGCUGAGCGCGGCGGCGCUGCGCAGCGGGGCGAGGAUGGAUGGCGUUCAGCUUCACGAGACGAAGCUGCAGGGGGAAGCGCGGGAGCCGAUCACCGGCCUCGCGCUGCUCGCAAACGGCACGCUCAUUUGGUCGACACCCUCCUCGGUGUCUUCCUCUUUGACCGAUGGAAGCCACGUCUCGGAGCUGCUGAGUGAGACGCAGCUUCAGAAGAUGGCCGCUUCGGCGAAGAUCGUAGCGCUCGCAGCGACGUCCAGCCACCUCUUCCUCGCAGUGCAUCGAGGAAGAACCACCCAGAGCUGCACGGUCUACCGCACGGACCUCGCGGGUAAGUCCCCUGUGGCUCUGAGCUACCAGUGGCCAGCGGAGCAGAUGUGGCUAGGCCUAGCUGGCUUUGACUUGUGGGCGGCUGUGCCUUUGGGGAUCUACGCGCUGCCUGUGGAAUUCCAGGAAAGCACCGUGCCCCGCCUUGAGCUCCAUAUCAAGGGAGGCAAUCUGGCGAGCUUGCACACCUUCUACAUUCGGGGCACCGACUGCGCGCUUGGCAACUGGACCAAGGUGGGCAAAUGUUCCAAGACUUGCGGAGGAGGAAAGCAGAGGUUCGAGCGCUCGGUUCUGACGCCUGCGGUGGGAGGCAGGCCUUGCCCUGCACUACGGGAGCGCCAGGAGGACUGCUUCGACCAGCCCUGUCCGGAGGAAGCCACCGACUGCUUGAUGGGCCAGUGGAUCGACGAGGCGCCCUGCUCUGCGAGUUGCGGCUACGGCCAGGUCCGACAGCGGCGGACGGUGCUCCGCGAGGCUGCCUUCGGAGGUGCUGCGUGUCCUGAGGGGCGCACGCGCUCCGUGGACUGCAUCAUCACGGAGUGUGGAGGGUAUGACUUUUUGCUCGCGGCCAUGCCUGGCAAGGGCUUGUUCUCUGCUCAAGUGCUGGGCCUUGACCAAGAUCUCGAGUGGACCGCAUCCUCGGUGCCUCGGAAACCCGUGGCCAACGCUCGCAAGCCGAGCUCCGAACCCCCGGCCUUUUCGGGUAAACCCGUUCCGGGGGCGCGGGAUGCGCACCACGGGAUCGAGAUUUGCACCACCACCUCUUUGGGUUUCGGACUUCGGCCAACGGAAGUGAGCUGGCCAGGCUCGCUGCCGGUGUCCGAUCGCGAAAUGCUGAUGACUGUGGACUCCGAGAAUCGGCUACUCUACUUGGCGCCGGCCGGAGGAAGCGAGAUCACCUGCUGGGCCUACAGCGUGGGAGAGGGCCACCUGGUCUCCUUCUUUUCCAAGCACCGGGUUUUGGACCUGGAUGCAAGCAGCCCUGAGCGCAUCGUGGGAAUGAAGCUGCACGUGGGCUCACUGUUUUUCGGGACUGCGCAAGGGCGCAUUCUCCGCAUCGAUGAGGAUGCGCUCUUGUCGUCCGGCAAAAACACGCCCGCGGUGCAGGAGCUUUACAAGGACGUGGGGAAGAACCUGGGGCCGCUUCAAAGCCUAUCGGCUGCUGGUACCUACCUGCUCUGGGCCACACCAUCGCAGGUGACGCUUGGCAGUAUCGAUGGCCCGCAGAGCGCCGUGUCUCCGCGGCCGCUGCUCGUGGAGAAGUCCUUGGAGGACCUUGCAGGAUCGCUGGUUGAGGUGAUCCAGGCAGAGCUGACUGCGGACGGCAGCAGCUUCUUCCUGGCGGCUUGGGACACGGACCAGGCCACGCUCUCCAUCUUCCAGGUUGCGAUCUCUAUGGAGAGCGCGAGCAACUCCAUGGUGGAGCACCAACAGUUGCGCCAACUGCGGCAGAGCUGGACCCAUCAAGAUGUGCGGCUGCUGCUCACCCCAUUCGCCGCCUUCGUGCACAGCCAUGAGAAGAUCUGGACAUUUCCCACCAGCAUCACUCAGGAGACAACGCCUGCGCUGAUAUAUCCGGAGCCCGGGGCCGAAGCGAAUGCCAGCGUCACCGGCGUGGGGCACUUCUUUCAGAAGGGCCUAGACUGCCAAGUCUCAGCCUGGCUGAACAUGAGCAGCUGCACCGCCACCUGCGGCGGGGGCAUCUUGCGCCAAGCCCGGGAGGUCCUCGCUGAAGCCUCGGAAGGUGGCCUGAGCUGCCCGGACUUGGAGCGAGAGCUGCCGUGCCGCGAGCAGCUUUGCCCGGUGGACUGCCAGAUGAGCCGCUGGAAAGACCUGGGCACCUGCUCUCGGAGUUGCGGGGGCGGAACCGUUCGACAGACUCGAAUCGUGGAGUCCCACCCUAUGUACGGGGGCGCACCAUGCUCGAAGGUGCUGGAACGCCGCGUGACGUGCAACUCUGAGCCCUGUCAAGGGCUCGACUGCAUGCUGUCUGACUGGAUCGACAAAGGGCUAUGUUCCAGAGCUUGUGGUGGUGGACAUCAAGAGCAAUAUCGCAAGGUCGUGCGGCAGCCAGCGUUCGGAGGGCUCCCCUGCUCGAAGAACAUGACCCGUGUGGUCAUGUGCAACAUCGUCCCCUGCAAGGUGGAGGGCUUUGACCCCAUCGCAGCGGGUCACUCCACAGGCUUCGACUUCGACAUCAGGGACUACUGCGAUCCCCAAGAAGCCUGCUGA